Messenger RNA from Cylicostephanus goldi, 264 nucleotides. NCBI's taxonomy places the organism in Eukaryota, Metazoa, Nematoda, Chromadorea, Rhabditida, Strongylidae. The record is from the annotation of a GenBank genome assembly.
UUGUUAUUUUUUAUAGAUCGUGGGGACCGUGGAGGCCGUGGUGGCUACGGAGGAGAUAGAGGAGACAGUGGAGGUUUUCGUCACGAUGACCGUGUUGAGCUGAAAGAGACCGUUUUUGUUCAGGGAGUACCCGUCACGGCAAACGAAACUUACAUCGCAGAUGUCUUCAGUACUGUUGGUGAUAUCGCUAAAAAUGAUAGAACUGGAGCUCCUCGAAUAAAGAUCUACACAGACAGAGGGACUGGAGAUCCAAAAGUAUGUUGA